Daldinia loculata is the source of this 3571-nucleotide messenger RNA. RefSeq lists its product as uncharacterized. Lineage: Eukaryota; Fungi; Ascomycota; Sordariomycetes; Xylariales; Hypoxylaceae. The transcript has 4 exons. Bases 553 to 2856 code for a protein of 767 amino acids. The record is from RefSeq and is a predicted model, not a curated record. Gene Ontology annotation, biological process: transmembrane transport. Gene Ontology annotation, cellular component: membrane.
UGAAAAGAAAACCUAACAGGGUCUUGACUGGGGUACAUAGCUAGACCGAGCGGCUGAGAGUAAGCAUCUAUCAUAGCUUCUAAUAUUCAACCAUUGUCAUAGCCCUGUUUUUCUCUUUUACCUUUCGUCUUAAUACUCCUUCGUAGAUACUGUUUGUUUCGAAGGAGAUUCAUGCGUAUAUGUAAUAGUAAUCGAGUUUGCAAAGGUAUGUGUAUGGUUUUAUUUUCAGGUACCCGAGUGUCUUGGCCAUUCUCAGCCUCCAUCUGAUAUUCUACUGUCUAACCCCACCGCUCGAAGAUAUCUAAUACAGACCUCUUCAAUCUCAUCAGUCCUAAAUCCUCAUCGUCACAGAAUGUACGCGUUAAAGAGGUUUGCGUUCUGAAAAGAUUAUAUAUACCUACUUGUUAGGCUAUGUCUAGUGGGACUACUCCUUUUCUCGUUAGGAAUCUUCUUGGUUACCUAAUAUCGCAAUAUAUCUUUGGGAUUUAAUACUGCGGGAACACGAAAGUUUUGCCGAGACAGCUCAACUAGCCUCGCCAAGGAACUGUCAAAAUGGCUGAGGAUCUUAGUGAUAUCGACAUCAAUCUUGAUACGAGUAUAAUUCGAGAGUGGAGAUCAAUCGUCACCCUCGUUGUUUUCGUCAUCACUAAUAUCAUUGUGCUUUUCCCCUUUCAUAUCCCGUUGUACAUUCCUAGGGUAAUCUCCAAUGCCAUACUAAAUGCUCUGGUUGCUUUGCGGGUGAUAGGCCCACGGCAAAAAGGCUCUCAGUAUGAGGCUGACCUUGAUAAUGAUCACAACGAGGAGCAGCAUGGCAUAGCUAGGCAUUUUGUACGACUAAGAUUCCCUAUGAAUUUUGUGACAGCGCCCCUGAUAGCGGAUCUCUUUCUACUAGCUAUUCUAGCAAUUGGCCGAGAGGAGGUGUACGGUGGUACGAUUGGUGCUAACCACAUCUCGCCCAUCGACAUCAUGGCCUUUUUCAUAACGCUGGCGUACAUCGCUAUCUCUAUCGAUGCUUCUGGUCUUAUCAGAUACCUCGCAUUUAAGGUGCUCCAAAAAGGAGGGAAGUUUGGCCACAGGCUCUUUUUUUACCUGUACGCCUUCUUUUUUAGCUUGGGCACAUUUAUCGGCAACGAUCCCAUCAUCCUAUCUGGCACGGCCUUUCUUGCGUACAUGACCCGGGUCUCGAGCAACAUCAUACAUCCCAGGGCGUGGAUUUUCGCCCAAUUUGCGGUAGCGAAUAUUGCAUCGGCGAUUUUAGUGUCGUCUAAUCCUACCAAUCUUGUUCUCGCAGGCGCUUUCAAUAUUAGGUUCAUCGAUUACACCGCCAAUAUGAUCGUCCCUGUCGUUAUCACAGCGAUUGUACUUUUCCCCUUCCUCCUUUACAUCGUGUUCGCGGAUGAGACCCUUAUCCCCCUCUCAAUCCAGAUGCAUGAGCUUUCGGAGGAGGCAAAAGCUAGGAAACCUGUUAAUCCCAACAUUCCUCAUGCUAGGGGAAACGCUGAGGAACAGGAGGAUGAUCCGGCAAAUAGCGAGCAAAGCAAGUUAUUGUCCUUGGAAGAGAUCAUGAACCCUUUCCUAGAUAAAGGCGGUGCAGGUUUCGGAGCCGUCAUCAUGGCUGCAACACUUAUCACAAUCCUUGCGAUCAAUGCUGCCAGUCAGAGUACCGGUGAACACCCUGUCUUUUACGUGACUCUACCAGCCGCAUUCGUCAUGUUCUGCUGGGAUGUUACAUUUGGAUGGAUUCAUCGCGAAGAGACGCGAAAGAUCGCCCGUGAUGGCCGACGUGAUAUCGAACGAGCUCGGGCUGAGCGACUUGCUAGGGAACUUGAAGAAUUGGAGGGGAUUACUUCAAGUCAAAACCGAGAGCAAGAGCAGAAAAGUUGUGUUAAUACUCAACCUAGCACGUCACACAGCCGUUCGCUAGAUACCAAAUCGCAGAAUCAGAAUGACACUACCAGUGGUAUUAGAUCCCGCGCAAGCCUAGCCGGUUCAAAUACGGAUGUUGAGACUACUAUAGGAGCCGAGAAAGCCAGUAUAAAGCCGCCAAGUGAGGAAGUUCAAUUACACGACGGCCACUCUACUAACGCGACGAACACGCUUGGCGAACACCAGAGAUCAAUCCAUGAAGACUCAUCUAAACCAUCGGAGGGUAUAUUAAGCGGAGAGUUAGGUGAAAAGAGCCGAGUGCCAUUCGAACGAGAGAUAGAUGCGGAAAAGCAACCUCGUUACAGCGUCGCGAUCCAGCAAGAAAAUGAGAAAGCGACGCUAGUAUCGCUAACUAUAGACGGUUAUAGAUGGGCACAGGAGACAUUCCCAACGGCAGCAGUAGUUAUGAGCCAUUUACCUUUCGCACUCGUCCCCUUUGCCUUCUCCAUGUUUGUCCUCGUACAAGCUUUGGUUACGAAGGGUUGGGUGCCCGUGUUUGCUUACGGUUGGGACCACUGGGUGAAUAGGACGGGAACGAUUGGCAGUGUUGGCGGGAUGGGAUUCCUUUCCGUAAUACUUUGCAACUUCGCGGGAACCAACAUUGGUACCACCAUCCUUCUCUCCCGCGUAAUACAGGCGUGGCAGAAGAUUCACCAAGCCAAUAACACACCAAUCUCCAACCGGACCUUUUGGGCUACGGUUUACAGCAUGGCACUUGGCGUCAACUACGGCGCGUUCAGCACAGCUUUCAGUGCAUCCCUAGCCGGCCUCCUCUGGCGCGAUAUCCUCGCCAGGAAACAUAUCCGUGUGCGAAGGCUCGAUUUCGCCCGUGUGAAUCUUCCGAUCAUCACGAUUUCUAUGGUUGUCGGUUGUGCUAUUCUUGUUGGCGAGGUCUAUAUUAUUAGGCCUACUACCGCUUAUGACGCAUGAUUGCAGCAUUUGUUAAGCCCGCAUAGAGUUUUGGUAUGAUUGAUGAUAUCUGAUAGAGGUUGCAUAUGAAUAAUGAUAUUUCAUGACAUUUUUUGGCUACACGAUUUGAUGGCUAUUCGUAUAUGUGCAGGAUUGUGUUCACUUUGGUGGCGAGGAAGUCCCUCGACUUCUACAGAGCUGAUUUACAUUUACAGAGCUUAUUACCAGCGCGACCUGUCCCAGGUCCUAUUACGAGUAUCGAUAGUUCGCGCAUAAGACCCCGAGGUGCAGCAGCCACUCCCGAGAGACCCCGUUCCGUGGCUGCAUGAAGGGUCCGAUAUCUCCGUAUAGAAUCAUGAUGCUAGAUUAUUGUGGUUUUUGGGCGAGUUAGGCAUUAUUGACACUCAUUUUCAGGCAGUUUCUAUUUUCUCACACUUUGACAACUAAUUUCGAACGAUUACAGGUAUCUAGGAUGUAGAUAUUGAUAUAAAAUGUUGACCGAAGUAGUAACAGAGACUAAAAAUACUCUACCCAGGGAGUUAGGAUCGGGCAAGCUGCGCUAUAUCGCACCCGGAUCCGUUUAAACAAGUCCGCACAACCUCCAUCUACCAGCUAUAACUGAAUUGCCUGGUACAGAGGGUGAAGCAACCCGGGAGUCUUUGGAGAUUAGGUGUCUUUGUAUUUGGUAGCGCCGAGCUUCGUAUACUCUCCCUGCACUCUUAUUUACUGUUAUACC